AUUAGCAUUAACUACUCAGCCAGCUUACAGUGAUUUAAUUGUUCAAACGUUUACCUGUGUGAUUGUUAAUUGAAAAUAAGUUAAUUAUGAUUAAAACUAUUUUCCUAUUGAGUUUAUUAUCAAUUGUAAUUGUUUCAAGUAUUGAUCAGAAUCAAAUUGACUCAGAAUGGACUAGAUUUAAGGUUAAUCAUGGAAAAUCAUACAAGUCAAUUGAUGAAGAAACCAAAAGACGAGAAAUUUUUUCUCGAAAUUUGAUCAAGAUAAUUGAACAUAACGAACGAGCGGAAAGUGGACUUGAAACUUAUCGUAAGGGUGUCAACAAGUUCACUGAUAUGGAAUACUCAGAGAUCCGAAAUAAUUACAUGGCAACUAAAUCAAGUCUCACCGUAAAUGCACCUUACCUUCAUAAUUUAAACGCUUUUCCCGCAAACGAAUUACCAAAAUCAGUUGAUUGGCGUAAGGAAGGGUUGGUCACCCCUGUAAAAGAUCAAGGUGUUUGUGGUGCUUGUUGGGCUUUCGCCUCGGUCGCCGGUAUCGAAGGUGCUUGGGCAAAGGCUAAAGGUGAAUUGGUCUCACUUAGUGAGCAACAGAUCCUUGAUUGUGCCGUUGAUGGUAACUAUGGAUGUCGAGGUGGUUUCAUUGAUAAUGCUUUGGACUAUGUUGUUUACGAGGGAGGCAUUGAUACUGAGGCUUCUUAUCCUUAUGAAGCCCUCCAGGGUAAAUGUUGGUUUACCUUCACUGAUGUCGGCGCUAAAAUCAGUAGUUUUGUGGGAAUACCUCAAAAUGAUGAGGAUGCUUUGGUUUCUGCAGUGGCACAAACACCGGUUUCAAUUGGUAUUGAUGCUGAGGAUGAUUUCGUAGCCUACGAAUCGGGAAUCUUUACCUCGUCUACCUGUACCUCGACUGAUAUCAAUCAUGGUGUUACCGUUGUUGGUUAUGAUUCGUUCAAUGGUACCGAUUAUUAUAUAAUCAAAAAUAGUUGGGGUACCAAUUGGGGUGAACAAGGUUACAUACGAAUGGCUCGAGGUAAAAACUUUUGCGGUGUCGCCAAUAUGGCCUAUUAUCCAAUCUUAAAGACAACUCAUCAAUUAGAAAAGAAAAUGUUUCGAUUUGUUUUAAUCGCUGCUACUUUGACUUUCGUCGCUUGUGCUGCAAAUUUUCAAUCAGAAUUUGCCUCAUUCAAGGCAAAACACAACAAGAACUAUGCUCAUCCCAAGGAAGAAUCUUAUCGAUACCAAGUUUUCGCUAAGAAUUUAAAGAAAAUCAAUGAACACAAUGAUCGACACGCCAAAGGUUUGGAAACUUAUUCAAUGGGAAUCAAUGCUUUCACCGACAUGACUUUCGAUGAAUUUUCUCGUCAUUAUCUUGGUUUGAAUAUGACACUCGGUCGAACUCCAGCUCCAUUUAUCCAUAACCGAAACUCAGUUUCUGAUCUUCCCGAAACUGUUGAUUGGCGAGAAAAGAAUAUCGUUAACCCAAUCAAAGACCAAGCUCAAUGUGGAUCAUGUUGGGCAUUUUCCACCGCCGCUUCCAUGGAAGGAGCUUGGGCUCAAGCUAAAGGAGCUCUUGUUUCCCUUUCUGAACAAAACUUAAUGGACUGUUCUUACACCCAAGGUAACCAAGGUUGUAACGGUGGUUUAGUUGAUAGUUCAUUCAACUAUGCAAUCAAAUCUGGUGGUUUGGACACUGAAGACUCUUACCCUUACACCGCUGCUUCGAGCAAAGAUUGUAAAUUUUCAAAGGACAAUGUUGGUGCGACAAUUUCCAGUUAUGUUGAUAUUAAAUCUCGCGAUGAAGAUGCCUUGAAAAACGCUGUUGCUCAACGAGUUGUUUCCGUUGCCAUUCAUGUCGGCGACUCAUUCCAACACUACAAAUCUGGUAUCUAUGAUGACCGUUGGUGCCCUGGAUAUUCAUUCAUGUUAAAUCACGCGGUUGCUGUUGUUGGCUAUGGAACUGACCACUGGAUUGUCCGAAACUCAUGGGGAACCACUUGGGGUGAAGAGGGUUAUGUACGAUUCGCCGUAGGCAAAAAUCUCUGUGGUAUCGCAACUUCUGCAGCUUAUCCAAUUGUCUAAUUCUUCAUUGAAUUGUCUUAAUCGUUAAUAUUGAUUAGUGAUUUAAACAUUUUCUUUUCAAUAAACUAAGCAAUUAAAUUUUUAAGAAAA
Messenger RNA from Panonychus citri (citrus red mite), 2165 nucleotides. RefSeq lists its product as uncharacterized. Gene Ontology annotation, biological process: immune response. The record is from RefSeq and is a predicted model, not a curated record. Gene Ontology annotation, cellular component: lysosome. NCBI's taxonomy places the organism in Eukaryota, Metazoa, Arthropoda, Arachnida, Trombidiformes, Tetranychidae. The transcript is spliced from 7 exons. Gene Ontology annotation, molecular function: cysteine-type endopeptidase activity. Bases 87 to 2075 code for a protein of 662 amino acids.